AUGAGUUCUCUGGGUCAUGUGAUGUCCACACUUGUGGUCCAGGAGCGUCACCUCUGGUUGAGUCUGGUUGACAUGAGGGACGCCGACAAAGUUCGAUUCCUUAAGAGAAAGCAGUCAGGAAUCCUGAAAACACAUGAGAGGAUCCACACUGGAGAGAAACCAUACAAGUGUUCACACUGUGACAAAAGAUUCAGUCAGUCAGGAAUCCUGAAAACACAUGAGAGGAUCCACACUGGAGAGAAACCAUACACAUGUGAUCAGUGCGGGAAGAGUUUCACACAAAAAGAACACCUUAAGGGGCAUAUGAGGGUUCAUACUGGAGAAAAGCCAUUCUCUUGUGAUCAAUGUGGGAAGAGCUUUGCACACUCAGCAAACCUUAAGGAUCACAUGAACAUCCACACUAGAGAGAAGCUGUACUCAUGUGAUCAAUGUGACAAAACAUUUUUGAGGGCAUCAUACCUAAAGAGACACCAGAGGAUUCACACUGGAGAGAAACCUUACAAGUGUUCACACUGUGACAAGAGAUUCGGUCGGUCAGGACACUUGAAAACACACGAGAGGAUCCACAUUGGAGAGAAACCUUACAAGUGUUCACACUGUCACAAGAAAUUCAGUCGGUCAGGAACUCUGAAAACACAUGAGAGGAUUCACACUAGAGAGAAACCGUAUCACUGCACUGCAUGUGGGAAGCAUUUCAAUCGUUCAUAUUCUCUACACAGACAUACAAAAAACAAUCACAGUAAGUAGAUCAUCUUCAGAUCAGCACUUUCAGGUCUGAUGCUGCAUCCUCACCAAAUGAGACACAAUAAUGCAUUAAACAAUAAAAUAUCAUCUGGAUAAAUCUGUCCUAACCAGACAU
Sinocyclocheilus rhinocerous is the source of this 859-nucleotide messenger RNA. Its product is annotated as gastrula zinc finger protein XlCGF49.1-like. The record is from RefSeq and is a predicted model, not a curated record. Bases 1 to 747 code for a protein of 248 amino acids. Gene Ontology annotation, molecular function: DNA-binding transcription factor activity, RNA polymerase II-specific; RNA polymerase II cis-regulatory region sequence-specific DNA binding. Gene Ontology annotation, biological process: regulation of transcription by RNA polymerase II. NCBI's taxonomy places the organism in Eukaryota, Metazoa, Chordata, Actinopteri, Cypriniformes, Cyprinidae. The transcript has 3 exons.